This is a messenger RNA of Diuraphis noxia (Russian wheat aphid), 1092 nucleotides long. RefSeq lists its product as uncharacterized. The record is from RefSeq and is a predicted model, not a curated record. Gene Ontology annotation, molecular function: nucleic acid binding. Gene Ontology annotation, biological process: DNA integration. NCBI's taxonomy places the organism in Eukaryota, Metazoa, Arthropoda, Insecta, Hemiptera, Aphididae.
AUGUGGUGGAAUGGUCCAUCCUUUCUUGGUGUGCCUGAAAGUCAAUGGUCACAUCCGACAGCCAAGUUAGCACCGUGCAAUGAACUCCCAGAACAACGUACAAUCAAGCUGGUAUUAGUUGCGAUCGAAGAGUCGAGAGACAUUAUCAAUGCAUAUUCGAACUGGCGAUCACUUGUUCGGGCCGUUGCCUGGUUGUCACGGUUCGCAAGCUAYGUCAGAGGUAAGAAGUCAACRCAGGUACGAGGAUUCCUAACACURAGUGAGAUCAAGGCGGCUGAAGUUAUAAUWUUAAAAAGAACGCAAAAUGAUGCAUUCCACGAUGAAUUGAAACAAUUGAAGCUCGGAAGAGAUAUUGCACGAAACAGCACGCUGAAGACACUUCAUCCAUUCUUAARGGAUGGUUUAAUCUUAGUUGGAGGGCGCUUACAAUAUUCAAAUCUGAAAAUUGAACAAAAACAUCCAGUGGUGCUCCCUUACAAUCAUAAGGUCACUAGGUUAAUGUUCCAAUCUUACCAUCAGAAAAUGCUCCACUGUGGACCACAACUUCUUCUUUCCGAGAUCCGCAAUCUGUAUUGGCCGCUUAAGGGUAGAUUAGUAGCCCGUUCAACAAUACUACAUUGUGUCCAAUGCACCAAGGCCAACCCAAGGUUUCAAAUUCCCUUAAUGGCCCCACUCCCGCAGCAAAGAGUACAGUGCUCUCGUCCAUUUACCAUAACUGGAGUAGAUUUUGCCGGACCACUAACAAUAAGAAGUGGUGUUCGCGGAAGGGCGAACAUGAAGGCUUGGAUAGCAAUUUUCAUAUGUUUCGUCACCAAGGCUAUACAUAUUGAAGUAGUAGAGGAUCUAACGAGCAACUCAUUCAUCGCAACAUUAAGAAGGUUCRUGGCUCGUAGAGGAAAACCAGCUGAAAUAUGGAGUGAUAACGGGACAAAUUUCGUCAGUGCUCAAAGAGAGCUAGCAGCUUAUCUCAAAAAUAUUGAAGGCAGUGCAGUUGAUGAAGGACUUACAUGGCGCUUCAACCCACCUUCGGCGCCCCAUUUUGGAGGCCUUUGGGAAAGCGCUGUAAAGAGUGCCAAAUAUCAUUUAACACGG